UUUAAUUUGUACCUCUUUUUAAUAUAUUUAUCAUAAGUAUCUCGGUAGGUACCUCGAUAUUGUACAUUUUGUUAAAUGUAUCCCUUUUAAUUUAAUUCAUACACAUUAAUCAAAUUCACUUUAAAUAAAUAACAAGUAAUAACAUUAGGAAUAAUGGCUGAAUUAGAAAUCGCAGACACGACCAGAUUAUCGAGACCAAGUCUUGCACAAGUUAAGGCUGUCAUACAGUUUAUUCAAAAACAUCCAGAUUUAGUGCAUAAAGGGAGGCAUGGUGUAAAUCAUGAAAAAAUGCAGAAGCUGUGGAUAGAACUCUCUAAUAUUGUCAAUUCAAUUAAAGGAACUGUUAAGUCAACUAAAGGUUGGAUAAAGUUCUGGUCAGAUAAACGAAGGAAUGUCAUUAUGAAACAAAAACAGAUAAGCUCAGGCAAAAUUGUGGGAAAAUUAACUUCCUUAGAGCAGAAGAUUUUAGAUAUAGCUAAAUCACGGAAAAAGAAAUCUCAUGCACCACAACUAUGUAAUGGGGAUGACAAUUCGGUUGAAAACAUUCCCCUUGAAGAUGACAAUGAUCUUGAUUUGCAAAUAGAUAGUGAUAGAAUGCCAACCGAAUCAGAUGAGCGACAUUUGAACACUAUGGAGAAAAUGAUUGAAGCAAUGAAUCAGCAGGCCACAGCCCUAGCUAAGAUGGCACAGGCCACAGUAAUUAAAUCAAAAGCUAUGGAGAGGAUGGCUGAAGCGUCACAUAAACAAGCUCUAGCUGUUGACCGGUUAGCUGGGACGUUCGAAACGAUAGGUACCUCUGUAUAUGAUGUAAGAAAUGCCGUGAUAAGUAUGGACUAUACUAUAAAGAAAUGCUUCACAACCAAUUCGACGCAACACAGACAAAAUAAUCUAUUUAGUUAAUAAUUUAAUGUAUCUAUAGCAUUUAAUUUUAUAAGAGGACUGCUAAUACAUUGAUUU
Molecule: messenger RNA, 957 nt
Organism: Pararge aegeria (speckled wood butterfly)
Lineage: Eukaryota; Metazoa; Arthropoda; Insecta; Lepidoptera; Nymphalidae
Exons: 6
Coding region: 154-900 (248 amino acids)
Source: RefSeq, a predicted model, not a curated record